Messenger RNA from Drosophila takahashii, 2910 nucleotides. RefSeq names its product apoptotic chromatin condensation inducer acinus (gene Acn). NCBI's taxonomy places the organism in Eukaryota, Metazoa, Arthropoda, Insecta, Diptera, Drosophilidae. Gene Ontology annotation, biological process: RNA splicing. Gene Ontology annotation, cellular component: precatalytic spliceosome; ASAP complex. Gene Ontology annotation, molecular function: RNA binding. The record is from RefSeq and is a predicted model, not a curated record.
ACGAAGCAACCCUGCAUAUUGAUGGCGGAUUGACGCUCUUUCGCUGGCCUGGCAAAAUAAAUUUUCUUUACCGAGAAAAAGGUGCAGGAAAGGACGAGGAGUGAACUCGAGGAGCAGUGCAUGAAAUAGCUGUGGGUCCGCCGGCGUUACCUACGUUUUAUUUCAGAUCUUUCCAGUGUCGCAGUGUCGCGUUGCGAGCGUUUUAGUGGGCAGCCAUGAGACGGCGCAGCGAGAGAAAAAAGUCGUCGUCGCCCGCCCCGGUGCCGGUGGCAGUUGCACGGCGAAGUCGCCGCUCCCGCAAGGUGUCCGAGACCGAAAAGCCGGAGGACGAGGCCCCGGUUGCGGCCCAGAAGGAAAUCCCGGACGCCGACGUCCCGGUAUUGCCGCAAGCCUCUGCGGCGCGCGAAGAAAUCAAUGAGGCUCGCGCCUCCAGCGAGGAACGUGCCGGAUCCGGAUCGUCGCCAGUGCGCAAGAGUCGCGGCAGCCGGUCGACGCCGAAGAAGCGCACGGAGGCCAAGGGCGGCGACAAGAAGGUGGACACUAUACCCGAGGAGGAGCCCGAGAACGGCAAGGAGGAGGAAAAGGCUGUGGAGCCGCCGGCUGCUCUAGAGAGCGAGUCCGAAGACCUGGCCAAGAAGGAGGAUGGACCAGUGGAGGAACUGGUAGCCCAGCCUGAGCCCACUGAAGCCAAGGAUAAAGAGGAAGAUGACAAAGAGGAGGAAAAACCACAACAGGAUGCCCCAGCUAGCGAGCCAGUUCAAGAGGUAAAGGUUCCUUCUCCUUCCAGCAAGGAUGAGGAACAUCUAAAAACGUCUAGCGAUGUAUUAGACAUUCAGACAGAAGAGGUCGAGGAAAGGGACGACGAUGCCCCGGCUCCUGCGGAACGCAGGGAGUCCAAGAAGAGGCACAAGGAGCCGAAACAGGAACAGGAGGCCGCCGCCGCGGAGGAGGAGGAGCAGAAGGAGAACCGCAAGCAGCAGGAGGAGAAGCCAGAGCAAACUCAGGACGAACCAGCAGAUCUUUCCAACGACAAGCACGAGGCAUCUGUAAACAGUAGCUCAGCCAACACAACAGCCGCUCCAGUGCUGCAGCAACAGCGAUCCGUGCGCAAGCGCAAGUGGCUGACGAACAAAAAGUCCUCGGAUCGCGCCCCACCAGUGCUUGCCAUUUCGACGGAUUCCCUGAAGAACAUCAUAGCCGAUGUGGUGCAGCCGGUGCCGCUCAGCGAUGUGCAGCUGGAAUCCUCGUCGGAGGAGGAGGGCCUGGUCACCAGCGAUCGCGACUCUGAGCGUUCCGCUUCGCCAGCAUCCGCCUCCGAGGGGAGGAAGGAUCGCGACACCGAGGCCAUUACCGUCACCACCUGCAACACCGAAGCAAAGGCGGCGACAGAUAAGGUGGACACAGAAGCCACUGGUCGGACCACUCCGACGGCAGCCGCGGACACGGUGCCGGCUCAGGGCAAAGCCACAGUUGCCACCGCAGCGCCACACAUUGUCCGAGACCCUAGUCCUGCGCGCAACCGCGCCAGCCAUGUGCUCUACAUCACCAAUCUGGUGCGUCCCUUCACAGUGCUGCAGCUGAAAGGUCUGCUGGCGCGAACGGGAAAGAUCGUCGAGGAGGAUGGUUUCUGGAUAGAUCGCAUCAAGUCUAAGUGCUUUGUUGCCUACUCCACUGAAGACGAAGCUAUUGAAACCCGCCAUGCCCUGCACGGAGUUCGUUGGCCCGUCUCGAAUCCCAAAUGUUUGAAUGUGGAUUUUGGCAGUCGCACAGACAUGGACCGUGCAAUACUAUCAACGAAGGACGAGGCUCCCAGGUAUGGCCAGGAGAAUACCAGAGAUAACCAGCAGUCGGGCAACGCCUGGUCCCGAUUGGAACCGUCUGAUAAAAAGCCUGUGCGUCCCGUACGCGAAUGGGAUGUGGGCAAAAAGGAGCCGAGUGACCACGACAAAGCCAACAACGACAGACAUCGGGGGAGCAAGGAUCGACUGGAGUCGAGAUCUCGGGAUGCGGAUCGCGCCGGACAGGAUCGCAAACGUUCCAGGGACAGGGAAGGGAGAGGACGCGAACGGGAACGCGAGCGGAACGAUCGUAAUGCACACGCAAGAAGCCGCAGUGGAUCACCAGUGCCCAAAACUAAAAAGAAGGAGAAUGAACCGCCUAUCAGGCUAUUAGAUGACCUAUUUCGUAAGACUAAGGUAACUCCUUGCAUCUACUGGCUGCCGUUAACGCCGGAAGCGAUCGCAGAAAAGGAGGCACUCCGCCAGAAACGCAUCGAGGAGCAUGACAAGCGCAUCAAAGAGCGGGAGGAUCGCCAGAAGGAGCGUGAGAAGGAUCGUGACCGUCAGCGCGACACGCGGCGCAAUCGUUCCAAUGAACGGCGACGAUCGCGCAGUCGCGAGCGGGAGCGACGACGUUACUAGGCGGAGGCUUGAGAUUGAGCAAAUAAAUGUUGAAAUAUCUCAAAAACUAACAUCAACAUCCAAAAAAAAAAAAAACCUAAAAUGAUAAAACAGCAACUAAAACUUCUGCAGGGUCCCAUCACCACCCGAAUUCUUUCUAUUUUUUUCGAGCGUUUUGCGCUCCCAAAUAUACCGACGUUGUAAUAUUCAACUUGAAGUGAACGCCCUUCGAUUUGAAUAUUUCCACCAACGUCCCAAUCCAUAUUCUAAUUUUGAGAUUUCGAACUCUCUUUUUUCCGUUAUUUUUCUCAUUGUUGUUGAUCCAUAUAUAUAUACCGCAUAUAUAUUUCCAUAUAUAUAUAUAACCUGAUUUGAUUUCUUUCCUCAAAUGUAGCAUUUUACAGCGCCUAACGUCACCUCACCCCAAAAACAACCGCAGCAACGCCAGAAAAGCGACCGGCAUCUCGGCAUCAACGCAUUGGAAACUUACCAUCGGAAUCUAGAAACUCUU